Psylliodes chrysocephalus is the source of this 336-nucleotide messenger RNA. The record is from the annotation of a GenBank genome assembly. NCBI's taxonomy places the organism in Eukaryota, Metazoa, Arthropoda, Insecta, Coleoptera, Chrysomelidae.
AUGGCUCCCAUAAAGAAGAAAAAAGAUAAAUAUGAAUCACGGAAAGAACAAGUUAAACAGAAUAUGAGAAAAAGAAGAGAGAGGGAAAGCUAUAGCCCGCAAGUUAAUGAUUUACCUGAACCUCCUCUUGAAACUCCAAGCAGACAACUGCUUCAAGGGAAAAGGCAAUCUAAGAAACACAGACGAAGGUUACACGCUACAAUAAAAAAGUUAGAAGCAAAGAAUGCAACUUUAAAAAGGAAAAUGGAAACAUAUAAAAGAAGAUGCAAUAGAUUAUUAUUAGAGAAAAUGAAAAAGAAGCGCUCUUCCAGACAGUCCAACAUACAAGGUAAAUGA